This is a messenger RNA of Annulohypoxylon truncatum, 2006 nucleotides long. RefSeq names its product Clavaminate synthase-like protein. The record is from RefSeq and is a predicted model, not a curated record. The coding region runs from base 517 to 1596 and encodes 359 amino acids. The transcript is spliced from 3 exons. NCBI's taxonomy places the organism in Eukaryota, Fungi, Ascomycota, Sordariomycetes, Xylariales, Hypoxylaceae.
ACCAGGGUUGCCCCACUAACAUCUUUCACCUGCAGCUGCCCUGGAAGGUCAAGGUUAUUCCGCUUCUAGCCCCAGAGCACUACUAAAACUCCCUACUAGUAGGUAGAAUGAUAUAAUGAUAUCCAUAAGUCUAAAACAAGCAGCCCUUCAAUUGUAACUUAUUAGUGUUAAUUCAAUUCAAUAAAUCGUAUAGAAUUCUCAAACGAGUAUUAUAGGAAAACCUUAGCAGAUAAGCUAACAUCUUUUAAUGAGAAUAGCUCGGAAACUCAGCACAUGCAAGAGCAACAACAAGUGCUUACCGCAAUGCGGAGAGCGCCGGUUAUGGGGUUAGCACCUGCCUCUGUUAGCUUAACGUUUAACCCCGACGAUAUCCUUAGGGCGAAGCUGUACCAAGAUAUCUAAUCACUUUUCUUGAUAUCAUAUCAGCAGUUGAGUUUCCUUCAACAUAAAUUUACUUAUGCAAAUCUAUUACUGUAAGAAACUUAUCAUUUUUUCGUACUUUUAUGACGAUCGACCAUGGCGACAGCACAGCCAGUUGUAGUAUCAUUAGCCGAUCUUAAGAGUGGGAACGUCUCGUUUGAGACGCUACAGGAAGCAUUUGGUCCAGACUCGCUAGGUAUUCUCAUCGUCAAAGAUGUACCCGCAGAGUUUCCACAGUUAAGGCAUCAACUUUUGUCUUAUGCCUCGUAUAUGGGCAAUUUAUCGGAGGCAGACUUCGAGAAAUUCACGAACGAAGCAGCGAAGUAUCUUGUAGGAUGGUCCAAGGGUAAGGAAAAACUCAAAGAUGGAAGUGCGGAUGAGUAUAAAGGCUCCUUCUACGCCAACUGCGCCUUCUAUAUAGACCCUACCUUAGAAUCAGCCAAGCCCACGGAACAGUUCCCUCUAGACAAGUUUCCAGAGUAUCUGGCGCCAAAUUCGUGGCCCCCAAAAGAGAUGUUGCCUGGUUUCAGACCGACGAUGGAGAAGAUGUGCAGCCUCAUAAUUGACACGGCGGUGUUGGUGGCGCGAGCCUGCGAUAGAUUCGCCGAGAAAGAAAUCGCAGGUUAUCCAUCGGCAUACUUGGAAAAAGUCGUUAAAUCUUCGUCCACGACGAAAGCUAGGCUCCUUCACUAUUAUCCAAUGCCGGAGGAGGUAAUGGCAAAAGGUCAGGCAGAAGACAACUGGUGUGCGGUACACAAGGAUCACGGCUGCUUGACCGGCCUCACAUCAGCCAUGUUUGUUGAUGAACUGAAAACAGACGCCAAGGUGCCGGAUUUUGGCGAAAAGGUCCCGGGGCUGCUGCCGACGUUAGAAGAAUUGCCCGGAUCGCCGGACCCGCAAGCUGGGCUUUGGAUUAAAGAUAGGAAAGGGGUUCCGGUCCAGGUCAAGAUACCUAGGGACUGCAUCGCUUUCCAGACAGGCGAGACGCUGGAACGAAUCACGGGCGGAAAGUUCAAAGCCGUCGAACAUUCGGUCAGGGGGGCAUAUGCUAAAGGUGUAGCUCGCAACACGCUAGCGGUAUUCACGCAGCCGAAUCUAGAAGACGAAGUUGAUCUAGACCAGCACAUCACUUUUGGGGAGUUUGCCAGGGGUAUCAUAGCAAAGAACACGGUCUAGGCAAACUUACCAAUUCCAAAUCAAAACUACACAUUUUGACCUGCAUUAGAGAACAGUCCGGCACGUUUACAUCAUCGGAUCAUCGGAUUUAGGUUAGUAAUCGGCUGCAGCUACCUCAUUCGCCAUGUUUGAUAUGUCGUUCGAUAUUUCUACGUAAAUAUCAAUAUGCAAGUGCGUAAUAGCUGUGAGCUCCCCAUCCUCAAGCUGUAUUACACCAUCGGUCUCCGAACCUAAUGCAGCUUCCUCGGAGUUUCUCCCGCUUUGUUUGUAGCAACCCUAUAACUCUACCCCUCCUGACCCCAAUUAGAGCUACAGUCCCAGCUUCAACCUCACUUUCGAUUCCAACUUCACCUUCAACUUCAUCUUUAAAUUCUUACGUCUUCACACUACCCAAACAACCCCACCACCCC